CCCGGUAACGUGACAUCACCGGGCAGAAGAACUGCCUUGUGCUGCCGGACUACAAGAAAAACACAACCGUUUAACACCCACGAGUGGCGGUCCUCACCUCUCUUCAUGCAAAUCAAGCAGCCAUGACAAAAUGGGAGAUUAAUCGACACAUUUAGCGCCUGAUGAUGCUUCCGAGCCCGGUUACAUCAACGCCGUUUUCUGUGAAGGAUAUACUGAAACUGGAGCAGCAGUCCCGCCACCUUCAGUCUCUGCAUCCCGCGCAACACCACGCACAACUGCAUCCGGAACUGCAGGAGAGAUUCCAGGCACCAUCAUCCUGUUUUCUCGGAGGUGGAGACAGCCCCGGCUUCUCAGACAACGACGAGAAGAUGUCUUUUCUGAACUCUCUCUCCAUGCAGGACAGUUUAGUGGAGAGCAGCCUUUCGCCUCCGAUGUUCGUCCAUCCGGCCCUGGGACACGUCGACACUAAACUUGAAGAUGAACUUGAGGACCACGAAACGAAGAGCUGCGGUGCCAUCAUCAGAUCCCCGGAGUGUGAGGGUGAGGCGCACUCGGACACAGAGCGCGCGCAGCGGCAGAGGACGCGCAGGAAGCCGCGUGUUCUCUUCAGCCAGGCGCAGGUCUUCGAGCUCGAGCGGCGCUUCAAGCAGCAGCGCUAUUUAUCCGCUCCCGAGAGAGAACAUUUGGCUAGUACCCUGAAACUGACAUCGACGCAGGUCAAAAUCUGGUUCCAGAACCGCAGAUACAAAUGCAAGCGACAGCGUCAAGACAAAACACUGGAAAUGGCAGGACACCAUCACCCGCCGCCGCCGCCCAGGAGAGUGGCGGUGCCCGUCCUAGUCCGGGAUGGCAAACCGUGUUUAACGGGAUCACAGAGCUACAACGCCACGUACGCGGUGAACCCAGGCCCCUACACAUAUAACGGCUACUCGUCUUAUAAUAACGCCGCGUACACAAACCCUUACAGCUGUACAUAUCCCAGCCUUCCUCCUCUCCCAGCAAACACAUCCACUAAUGCGCUGAUGAGCAUGAGUCUGAACAACCUCGGAACAUAUUCCCAACCUCAGACAUCGCAAGGGACAUCCGUGUCCGCGUGCCAAGGGACUCUGCAGGGCAUUCGGGCAUGGUAGUGCCAUUGCAACCCACCCGUCUGUACAUAAAUGGCAACUUUACAAUAUUAGCACACAGUUAGCCAUGUUUUAUAGGCCUAUGGUCCUGUAUAGUCUACAUUUUCAGUAUAAACUUGAGUAAAUUUCUUUUAGCAACCUUUCCACGAUGGCUGAACGAAUGCACAUGAAUAUUCAUAGCAAUUUUUGACCACCUAUUUGGACCACAUACUCCCUGAACAUUUGCCGGUCUAACUUUAGACUGGGAUCAUGGUAUCAGAGACAGCUGUUUUCUCAUUCAUUGCACUUAUCGAUGAAAAAGUUAUUACCUAAGAAAUGUUACGAAUAUUGACAACGGUGUGUGUAAUUUUGUGCAAACCUACAUUGUAAAAAUAAAAACAGUAAACUUUUUUUUUAAAAGGUGAUACUAAUAUAUUUACUACUUAAUACACGGGACAUAAGAACCUAUACGUUUAAAAACGCUCAAGUGAAAGAAAGAGAGUGACUAAUUUAAAUCGAAGACGUACAAUUCAAGAUGAAAAAAAAAAGUUUUAAUAAGAGGCGGAAAACUU
Cyprinus carpio (common carp) is the source of this 1678-nucleotide messenger RNA. RefSeq names its product NK2 homeobox 3 (gene nkx2-3). Gene Ontology annotation, molecular function: RNA polymerase II cis-regulatory region sequence-specific DNA binding; DNA-binding transcription factor activity, RNA polymerase II-specific. Gene Ontology annotation, cellular component: nucleus. Lineage: Eukaryota; Metazoa; Chordata; Actinopteri; Cypriniformes; Cyprinidae. Gene Ontology annotation, biological process: cell differentiation; regulation of transcription by RNA polymerase II. The record is from RefSeq and is a predicted model, not a curated record.